GUCGAAUUGUAUAAAUAAGGUGGUUCUGACUGCCAGCCUCGUUAGUUGAAUUAAAGCCAGUGCGCAAAACAGUUACCACCAUCACCAUAAAUCAUAAAUAGACCUACAAAAUGAGAUUCACACUGCUCCUGCUCAUCGCCAGCUUGGCCUGUAUCCUGGCCGCACCCGCACCAGCUCCUGAGUCGUCGGUGAAGACCAAGCGGGGCUUGUCCUUGGGGCUGGGCUACCACCACGCCCCACUGGUCACCCACUCGCACUACAUCUCCGCCCCCACGGUGGUGCACCAUGCUCCGAUAAUCUCGCAUGCACCGCUCAUCUCCCACGCACCGCUCAUCUCGCACGCCCCCCUGAUCGCCCACCAUCCGGUAUCCUCGGUCUCGUACCACCUGCCCACAUAUCAUUCCAUUCACCACUUUUAAAGAAUUCCACGGAUCAGCAGCAGCAACCAACAGCACCUGAUACAUCAGCCAACUACCCAUUAACCCCCGACAGAAAUCCUACAUAUAUACAUCGUUUUUGCAACGGACCUCGUGCCCAAAUAUCUUCUGUUGGCUUUGUAAAUAAACAUUGAGGUCGAUCCAG
Molecule: messenger RNA, 582 nt
Organism: Drosophila gunungcola (fruit fly)
Lineage: Eukaryota; Metazoa; Arthropoda; Insecta; Diptera; Drosophilidae
Product: cuticle protein LPCP-23
Exons: 2
Coding region: 111-419 (102 amino acids)
Source: RefSeq, a predicted model, not a curated record